AGAAAGAGAAAGUGAGAGAGAGUUGCCAAGUGGGGACAACCCCAAAUCACAUCUCUAUUUUCCUUCUUCUAAUAAAUCUCUCUCUCUCUCUCUUAGAUUCUCUCUUUCUUUCUUUGUGGCUUCGAUUCGAUCUGAUCGAGCUCCGAAAAAUCCUAACGAUCUACUGCAUGCUCUUUCUUCCUCCACACACGGAUCGCAAACCCUAGCUUUUUUCUAGUUUCUCCAAGCUUCUCUUCCAUUCGAUUUCCAGGUGUUAACGAUGUCGACUCCAUCUAGGAAGAGGCUGAUGAGAGAUUUUAAGAGAUUGCAACAAGACCCACCCGCAGGAAUCAGCGGGGCACCCCAAGAUAACAAUAUAAUGCUUUGGAAUGCUGUAAUUUUUGGUCCUGAUGAUACACCAUGGGAUGGAGGCACGUUCAAGUUGACUCUGCAGUUCACAGAGGACUACCCAAACAAACCACCUACAGUGCGAUUUGUUUCUCGAAUGUUUCAUCCAAAUAUCUAUGCUGAUGGAAGUAUUUGUUUGGACAUUUUACAAAAUCAGUGGAGUCCUAUAUAUGAUGUGGCAGCUAUACUCACAUCUAUCCAGUCGCUGCUGUGUGACCCCAACCCCAACUCUCCUGCAAAUUCAGAAGCUGCUCGGAUGUUUAGCGAGAACAAACGUGAGUACAACCGAAGAGUGAGGGAAAUUGUGGAGCAGAGCUGGACGGCAGACUAACCCCAUAAUGGGACACUAGUCGGGGCACUCAUGGGUGCGUUUGAUGGCAUGUUUGAAAUGACAUUGCUCUCUAAGAAAACAUUGGGCAAACUUAUCAACUUUUGUCUUGUAUGUCACAUGUCAUUCUAUCACAAACCUAGCAAAUGUUUUAUUUGAAUAUGAAUUGCUGCAUUGCGUGUUGUUGAUCCUCAUGUAAAAUAGAAUUUACUUAUCACAUUACACUGAAUUGUUAUGAAUUUGAUUCAACAUAAAA
This is a messenger RNA of Quercus lobata, 971 nucleotides long. RefSeq names its product ubiquitin-conjugating enzyme E2 2-like. The transcript has 6 exons. The record is from RefSeq and is a predicted model, not a curated record. Bases 260 to 718 code for a protein of 152 amino acids. NCBI's taxonomy places the organism in Eukaryota, Viridiplantae, Streptophyta, Magnoliopsida, Fagales, Fagaceae.